Molecule: messenger RNA, 2132 nt
Organism: Folsomia candida
Lineage: Eukaryota; Metazoa; Arthropoda; Collembola; Entomobryomorpha; Isotomidae
Exons: 5
Coding region: 1279-1875 (198 amino acids)
Source: RefSeq, a predicted model, not a curated record
UCUGUUGGAGCAGUCGGAGUACGAAGAGAGAAAGUUGCGGAUUGAUUGUGGGGGCAGAUUGAGACACGGUUUAUAUUUCUGAAGUGUAAAAUUGAUCAGAAAUUGUCGACUUGUUUACUACAAAUUAAUUUUACAAAUCUCUAUCACCUAAUUAUUUCCACUAAAUUAUUAAUAACCAUAAUUAAACAAUUCGGCAUUUAAGUCGUGCAAAUGUAUAAAUAAAUUGAAAUAAUGAAAAGGUAGUAAACCUGCAUUAAUCAAGAUUUAUUACGGUAUCAGGAAAAAAAUACUGUAAAAUACAAUUUGUGAGGCAAACUGAGACCGGAUUUAACAAGAUCACCCUUGCCCUUCUUCCACCAUGUGCACCCAUACUUUCUCCACUACAGGUGUGAAAAUGAGACUUUACGACGAAAAUCUGUAAAAAGAGAGAAAGAGGGAUAUAAAAAAGUAAAUAAAUCCAUUAAAUCCAACCCAAUCCGCAAUUUUGGAGGGAAAGUAGAAGAAGAUUCUGACAAAAAGUGGAUGGAUGGAUGGGUGAAAGGACCCGAAUAAAUAAAUUGGACGACAUAAAGUCUCAUCUCCCUCGAGGCGCAAAGUCCCCCGACCACACAAAUCAGUCCUGCUAAUUUGCAACACACCCAGCCUACCCAUAUUUAUGUUGGUUGGUGGUGGAUUUCACGGUCUGGUGGUACAUCUACUCAUCCAGUGGGCUGGGCAGUUUCCCAAUUUUUGUGGAAAAACUAGAUAAGAAAUAAGAGUUCAAAUGGCAUCGUUCUCCUCAUUAUUAAGUAGCUGGUCGUCAAAGAAGAAGGGUGAACACUUGCCAACUUGUUAGUUAGUUGGGGAGGAGAAAGUCCGAAAUAAGGUGUGCGACGAAUUGACAUUUCCUGUCCCUCAAGCCACAUGUCCAACCCAAUAUCUGAUUAAAACUUAUUUAUAUGAGUGGAUUGGACUCGAGAGAACCAAUUACUCUUACGACAUCCAUCUCUCCACUUUCUCUCGCUACUUGAGAAAUGGUGGUGAAAGUGAAAACGAACCAAGUAAUUUUACCACCGGUGCGAAUAGUGCUACUACUUUUACUGCUCACUCAAACUCAUUUUCCAAGAAAAUCGUUCAACAACCCGACUAUGUAGCUAAAGGAACAAUCCAAUUACAAGGUCGUAUCGACGAACAAUGAUUACAUCAUCAGUAUCCUUAUUAUUUCGUGGUAGUGGAAUUUGAGCCCUUAUUUUUCCACAACAUCAAACGAUGAAAGAACAUUAUGAAACAUGAUAUGAGAUGAAUAGUUGGCCUUCCGUGGGUGCUGGUGUAGACGCGUCUUCACUUCCACCACUGCAAGCAGGGAUCCUGCCCAACAGGACGACACGGGUCAUUAUCAUCUAUCCGACAGUGGACCCUCAAGUGGUCGUGGUUCCGAUCGUAUCGAGCAUUUUUUUCUUCCCAAUCGUAGUAUUCCUCAUUAUCUGCUGGCUGCGGAAAAUGGCUGCUAAAAGGAGACAAAGAGCUCGCCUUGCUCAUCGAGAUGAUUUUUGGAAUGAGCGAAGUUGUGCGUCAAUAGUGCAACGGAGUCCACCACUCAGUCUCAGUUUGGGAAAUGGCUGCAGUGGAGGGGGUUCACCCUUCGGAAACAUUUUAGGCAGCGAACUGGCCACGACGACGAUGGAGAUUGAGAUGGUGGAACAACGCUACGACGCCAUCACGCAGCUCUCGUCGCCCAACAAUAACAUUGAAAAUGGGGUUCGUCCCAUGCCCAAUGAAGAGAUCGUACUGACCCCACCAUCACCGAUUUGUGGAGAAAACGUGGGAAAUGGGGGUGCACGUGUGGGUGGUACUACUACUCGCAUUCCUGGUUUGAUCUACUCGUCUGUUGUCUGAAUAACCCGAUUACCUGUCCUUGUCUACCAUUAUCUGAAACUAUUUUUGCCAACCCUUCCCCCAAAUCUAUGAUCCUAGAACUGUAUACUUUUUCUAAAAAAUACAUACUAUACUUAACUAACUUACUGUAAAAAUAACACUUCCUUUUUUGCUAAUGCUCUACUCUACUUUUAUUGGAGUUUUUGCUAAAAUGUUAACAAUCUAAAUUUAAAUCUAAUCUAAAUGUUGAAUAAAAUACUGGAAAGUGCAAAAGUUUC